CCGGCCGCCCCGCCCCCGGCCCGCCCCGCCGGCCUCCGGGCGGCCUGUCAGUGUGGCUGCCGGCCGCGGGUUGCUGGUCCCUGCAGCCGGCUCCGCGGCACACCCCCGGCUGUCGGCGCCUCCGGUCAGAGCGCAGAUAUGGCCCAGGCGGCGGCGCACUGCCCCGGCGCCCGCGGCGCCGGGGACGCCGAGACGGGAAAGCCCAGGAAGGUGGCGCUCAUCACGGGCAUCACGGGCCAGAUCUCGUUCGACCUGGCGGAGUACACGGCCGACGUGGAUGGCGUGGGCACCUUGCGGCUCCUGGACGCGGUGAAGACCUGCGGCCUUAUCAGCUCGGUGCGGUUCUACCAAGCCUCGACGAGUGAGCUCUACGGGAAGGUGCAAGAGAUACCUCAGAAGGAGACCACGCCUUUCUACCCGCGCUCCCCUUACGGGGCAGCGAAGCUCUACGCGUACUGGAUCGUGGUGAACUUCCGGGAGGCGUACAACCUGUUCGCAGUGAACGGCAUCCUCUUCAACCACGAGAGCCCCCGGAGAGGAGCUAAUUUUGUUACUCGAAAAAUCAGCCGCUCAGUAGCUAAGAUUCACCUUGGACAACUGGAAUGUUUCAGUUUGGGGAAUCUGGAUGCCAAACGAGAUUGGGGCCACGCCAAGGACUAUGUGGAGGCCAUGUGGCUCAUGCUGCAGAAGGACGAGCCCGAGGACUUCGUCAUCGCCACGGGGGAGGUCCACAGCGUGCGGGAGUUCGUGGAGAAGUCGUUUCUGCACAUCGGGAAGACCAUCGUGUGGGAAGGGAAGAAUGAAAACGAAGUGGGCAGAUGUAAAGAGACCGGCAAAAUUCACGUGACUGUGGACCUCAAGUACUACCGGCCCACUGAAGUGGACUUUCUGCAGGGAGACUGCUCCAAAGCCAGGCAGAAGCUCAGCUGGAAGCCUCGGGUCGCCUUUGAUGAGCUGGUGCGGGAGAUGGUGGAGGCCGACGUGGAGCUCAUGAGGACCAACCCCAAUGCCUGAGCGCCCAGUGGCGGGACCUCGCCGGGACCCAGGCUGGCCGAGGUUUGCGGCAGCCGGGAAAGGCCCGGCCGAUUCCCUUUCCUCCUCUAAUCGGUUUUGGAAUCACAAUGUUUUAAAUCACUUAUUUGCUUCACUUGAAAUUAUAUCCCAGACAACUGAAAUUGUGGGGCUUUCAAAGGGUUUUUCUCUUUUCUUAUUAAAAAGAUCCUUUCUCUUAAUCAGCAUUAA
This is a messenger RNA of Bubalus bubalis (water buffalo), 1242 nucleotides long. It is a transcript of the gene GMDS, whose product is annotated as GDP-mannose 4,6-dehydratase. Gene Ontology annotation, biological process: GDP-mannose metabolic process. The record is from RefSeq and is a predicted model, not a curated record. Bases 139 to 1014 code for a protein of 291 amino acids. Lineage: Eukaryota; Metazoa; Chordata; Mammalia; Artiodactyla; Bovidae. The transcript is spliced from 8 exons. Gene Ontology annotation, molecular function: GDP-mannose 4,6-dehydratase activity.